GAACAGCUUCUCUCUUCUUCCUUUUGGUGGAAUUUAUUUUCACCCUGCAGUGGUCCUCCCUCUCUGCGUCUCUCAUUCCCUCACAAAUUCACAAAUCAAGGAAUCUACUACAAGAAGUUUAUAAAUCAAGAACACCCUUAAUUCACUUAAAUUAAUCAGCUCCUUUUUUUCAAAAGAGAGCUCCGAAUUCAGAAGCAGUUUCAAUUUAAAUAUAAUAAAGCCAUGGAAGCUGAUUCUUGGGCUGCUCGUCUUUCGUCUGCCUCCAGGCGUUAUCAAUCUGUUCUUCAAUCUCGAUCUGGGAUGAAAUGGGAUGGUCUGAAUGCAGAAAUGUUGAUGGGAUUCGAGGAAGUUGACAUGGAUGAUGAUGUAAGGGAGGAGUAUCCAUGCCCUUUCUGUUCGGAAUAUUUUGAUAUUGUGGGACUCUGUUGCCAUAUUGAUGACGAGCAUCCAGUAGAAGCAAAAAACGGGGUAUAAUUCCUUGGUUUUUUUCUUUUU
This is a messenger RNA of Olea europaea var. sylvestris, 495 nucleotides long. RefSeq names its product protein DEHYDRATION-INDUCED 19 homolog 6-like. Lineage: Eukaryota; Viridiplantae; Streptophyta; Magnoliopsida; Lamiales; Oleaceae. The transcript has 2 exons. Bases 223 to 474 code for a protein of 83 amino acids. The record is from RefSeq and is a predicted model, not a curated record.